CUCUCUCUCUCUCUCUCUCUCGCUCUCUCUCACACUCCCCUUCUCUCUCUACUUCCUCAAAGUGGCCAGAGCUCCUUCUCUUUUCUCUGGUCCUCUCUACAUCCCUCCACCACUCCUCUUCUUCGUCCUCCAGCUGCGAGAGCGACCAGCACCGACCGGCUCGGCCCAUUCACCUCCACCUCCGACCUCAAAAAGGAUCUCAGGCCUUCUUACUUUUUCCCUCAAGUCUUCCAGUGAACACCCCAUUUUUUUUUUUUGAAAUUCUUGACCUUUUUUGGUCUGUCACCCUUCCCGUCAUCCGGAGAGUUGGCGUGUGUGUGUCUGCCGUGUGUCUGGUUUGCGUGCGGCAGCGUGUACGAGGGCUCCGGUGUCGUGCUCUUUGCCCCGAGGGACUCCCUGAAGGUCGUGACUGGAGGAGACAAAAAGUUUUUCAGCACCAUGAAUGUCCAGCUGCUGCUCCUGUUGGCCCUGGCCGGCCCGUUCUGCGCCUUCACACAUGCAAGCCCCACAGAAAUCCCUGCAGAGCUCGCCACCGGGACCGUCCUGGUGAGUGAAGGAGGUGACCCCGCUGCGGCAACCGAGGCUGCACAAGAUGAACCCACAGUUGUCACCGGUCCCCCUGCAACCGAGCCGCCAGCGGCCUCUGCAGAAGUAACCGAUGCUGUCCCGGUGGAAGUCACUGAAGCUGUCCCUGAAACUGUUACUGAGGCUGCCACUGAAGCUGCCACUGAAGCUCUUACUGAGGCUGCCACUGAGGCUGAGUCUGAAGAGAUCACAGAGUCGGUCACUUUCCCUACCGUCAUCACCGAGGAGCCCAUCCCCGAGACAGAGGCUCCCACUGCUGCUGCAGAAGCACCAGAGCCCCUCGCCACCGACGCUCCUGCCGUGGAGACCGCAGCCCCCACCGAGGCAGCAGAGGUUGAGCCCGUGGCGACGGCGGCCGCCGAGGAAGUGACGGAAGAGAGCGUGGUCGUUGAUGACAUAGAGGAGGGAAUGAGCUCCGGCCAGGUAGCCGGCGUCGUGAUUGGCAGUCUGCUGGCAGUGGUCAUCGUCAUCGCCGUGAUGACAGCUGCAUGUAGGAGGAUGGGAAAAUACUCCCCUUGAAGAAAAAAGCAGCAAAGCAGCAAGAGCACCCAAGGUUCUGGAAAUUCUGAACUACUGAACUGUGACGUCAUUUCUGAUCAUUAAAACAAGCACGACUCCAGAACUAAACCAACCUAACCAGGACUCUGGACUGCCAAAAAAAACAAAACAAAAAAAACAGGGGGAGGGAGGCUUGUGUGUAUUUAUGUGUGUAUUUGUAUGAGUGUGAGACAAGAGGGGUACAUGAGCAGACAUCCUCGCCUCCCCCCCCCGCUAUCUCCCUGACCCCCUAAAGCUGCAGAUAUGAAAGGCUGUGGCUUCCCCUGCUCCCCCCCCGGGAGAACAAAACGAGGUGACAGCAGGAUGUCACAAAGAAUUUCAGGGCUUUUCAGAUGCAUUUCAUAAAGAAAGAGAAGCAGGGGAUUAUCUGACAUGCAGGGGGGGGGUAAACUCCCUCCUCUAAACUAUUUCAGUGACUGACUUAGAUUUGCACUUAAGUGUGUGAAGGACAUAACAAAUGCUCACAUAACAAUAGGAAAUUAAACACACGUGGAUGGUGGGAACAGGAAAAAUGCAAGAGAGACAGUUACAAAUUCCACAGGAUGUAUAUACAAUGUAAGGGGGACUACACAGCAUACAGCUAAUGACUUUCUCCUAAUGCAGUUGCCUAGGCUAGCAUUUGAUAUUAUGGAAUACACAGUAGACACAGACCUUUGUUGUGGCCUUUAAGACGCCCCUGAGCACCAGUUCAAACGUUUCCUCAUGUAGCCAGAUCCUCUGACAUGUCGGCCGACUGUAUGAAGCACCGUGUGCCGAAGUUUUUCUCUCCCCGACAUGACGAUAGUCGCGAGCGGUGUAGGCUAGCACGGGGCUAACAGGAACGACGAAGGCACCUCAUUUGCAAGAGUAACGCGACAUUCUGCCCACGUUAACACUGACUUCUAAAAACCUAAUACAUAUCUGUGAAAUUUAGCAGAAGGGUUUGCGCCACUGUCUCUGGUAUUCUCUCGGACCUUUGGAGGAUUUGCAGUUUUGAAGUGCGUUAUUAAUGUGAAUUGACUGUAGUUUUUAACUGCCACCCAUUCCAAAAAAACAGAACAGCUUCGUCGACUCCCGGCUCGUUCCAUAGGAAGCCUCUCACCCAGCCCGCGGCUGCUAGACCUGGUGAUUGCAUUGUCCCGACAGUGUGCUCACAGUACUUGUGUUAAUAGGUAGAUUACCAGAACAGCCAUCCCGUCUUUACAUUGGCCUAACCCCAGACCGGUGCACAGGAUGACAUUUUUAUAGUUGCACUUAGUUUUAGUGCACAGUGUUAGGCAGCAAUGCCCCUGCUUUUUUUUUUUUUUUUGCAAUUGUACGUAUGCUAAAUGGGUGUACAAUUUAUGAAGUCUCAGCUUUGCUCUGCUGGCUUUCCAAACUGGUUUAAUAUGUGCACUGACUGAGUGAUGUAAUGGUUAAUGACUAGGCUUUAGACACUGCAAACGUUUGCAACGACAUGUGUCCGCGUCCUCCCUUCUGCUUUGCCUCAUAUUAUCAGUUCUAGGUCUUUAAUUUGUGCCAUCUGAUUUGUUUGAACCUUGUAUUUAAUUGCAGUGUUUUUGUUCAUACUGUUUCAAUAAAAAACUGAAAACACUCCACAACCUA
Molecule: messenger RNA, 2727 nt
Organism: Platichthys flesus (European flounder)
Lineage: Eukaryota; Metazoa; Chordata; Actinopteri; Pleuronectiformes; Pleuronectidae
Gene: pdpn
Exons: 4
Coding region: 439-1104 (221 amino acids)
Source: RefSeq, a predicted model, not a curated record